UUCAUGGUUUCGGUUUCUCGUGAAAUGAAAACCGAACCACUCUCACUCUAACAUCUCACUCUCUCAUUCUCUCUCUCUCUAUUUUUCAAUCCCAUCCAAUCCAAAUGCCCACCACUCUUCAGAGUUUCAAGCUCCUCGCCACGCGCUGCGCCACCACCACCGCCGCCACCACCCAGAGCCCCACCGCCAGCCCCGUCCUCCGCCUCCGCCGCCGCAAGACCCUCCGCAUGCUCCUCCACCACGACCCGCCGGAAACCACCGACGCCGACGUCAGAGUCCGCUCCAAGCUCAAGGACCUGCUCCUCUCCUCCCCGCCGCCGCCGCCGAUCAAGAACCGCCACGACCACGACGGGCUGCCCCCAUCCUCCGCCGCCACCGGCCCCACCUUCCGAUUCCGAACCGGGUCAAGAUUCCGGCGCGGUGGCGCCGCCGGGACGUCGGCGUUCCGGCAGCGGCUGUUGAGGAGAGCUUGGCGGCCUGUGCUCCUCUCGAUUCCUGAGUAGGCAGCUAGUGUGGGUAUAUUUAUUUUACUGUCAAAUUAUUAGUUAUAAUAAACUUACUAUAAUGGUUUUGUUUAUUAUUUGUUACUAUUGUGUUAGGGUAAAAUUAAUAUUUAUCACAUUUUUUUUA
Molecule: messenger RNA, 630 nt
Organism: Cajanus cajan (pigeon pea)
Lineage: Eukaryota; Viridiplantae; Streptophyta; Magnoliopsida; Fabales; Fabaceae
Source: RefSeq, a predicted model, not a curated record